AUGAAGUCAGAUGAUAGAGCACAAAUGGAGUCGCUAGCUGUGUCGCCAAUCACAGCACAAGGGAAAUCCGAAGAUACAAAAGAAAUGGAGUCGCCAGCCAUGUCACAAGUUAUCACUCAACUGAAGUCCAAAAAUAAAAUACAGAUGACAUCACUAGUCACAGAACAAAUGAAGUCAGAAUAUACAAUAGAAAGGGCAUCUCUAGCCAUGUUGCCAGAUAAUAUGCCACAAGAGAAGUGCAAAGAUACAACAAAAGUGAUGUCAUCAUUUGCAAUGUCAGUUACAACACUAGAGACGUCAGAAGAUAUAACAAAAAUAAUGUGGAUAGCCAUGUCACCAAUCAUGGCACAACUGAAAUGUGGAGAAACAGUUCAAACAGCAUCCCCAGCUGUGUUGCCGGUCACAAGACAAGAGAAAUAUGAAGAUAUGAUACACAUAUCAUCGCCAGCCAUGUCAACAAGUAUGGGACAAGUGAAAUGCGAAGAAACAACAAACUUGGUAUCGGCAACUGUGUUGCCAGUUACAAUGCAAGAGAAGUCUCAAAAUAUAUCACGUACAACUUCACCAGUCAUAGCUGAAGUGAAGUCAGAAGAUAGUACACAAAUAAUGUGGAUAGCCAUGUCACAACUCAUGGCACAACUGGAAUGUGGAGAAACAGUUCAAACAGCAUCCCCAGCUGUGUUGCCAGUCACAAGACAAGAGAAAUCUGAAGAUAUGAUACAAAUAUCAUUGCCAGCCAUGUCAACAAGUAUGGGACAAGUGAAAUGCGAAGAAACAACAAAAUUGGUAUCGGCAACUGUGUUGCCAGUUACAAUGCAAGAGAAGUCUCAAAAUAUAUCACGUACAACUUCACCAGUGAUAGCUGAAGUGAAGUCAGAAGAUAGAACACAAAUAAUGUGGAUAGCCAUGUCACCACUCAUGGCACAACUGGAAUGUGGAGAAACAGUUCAAACAGCAUCCCCAGCUGUGUUGCCAGUCACAAGACAAGAGAAAUCUGAAGAUAUGAUACAAAUAUCAUUGCCAGCCAUGUCAACAAGUAUGGGACAAGUGAAAUGCGAAGAAACAACAAAAUUGGUAUUGGCAACUGUGUUGCCAGUUACAAUACAAGAGAAGUCUCAAGAUAUAUCACAUACGACUUCACCAGUCAUAGCUGAAGUGAAGUCAGAAGACAGAACACAAAUAAUGUGGAUAGCCAUGUCACCACUCAUGGCACAACUGGAAUGUGGAGAAACAGUUCAAACAGCAUCCCCAGCUGUGUUGCCAGUCACAAGACAAGAGAAAUAUGAAGAUAUGAUACACAUAUCAUCGCCAGGCAUGUCAACAAGUAUGGGACAAGUGAAAUGCGAAGAAACAACAAACUUGGUAUUGGCAACUGUGUUGCCAGUUACAAUGCAAGAGAAGUCUCAAAAUAUAUCACGUACAACUUCACCAGUCAUAGCCGAAGUGAAGUCAGAAGAUAGAACACAAAUAAUGUGGAUAGCCAUGUCACCACUCAUGGCACAACUGAAAUGUGGAGAAACAAUUCAAACAGCAUCCCCAGCUGUGACUCCAGGCAAAAGACAAGAGAAGUCUGAAGAAUCAAUACAAACGGCGUCGCCAACCAUGGCGCCACAAGUUAAGUCCAAAGAUACAUAUCAAAUAUCGAAGCCAGACAUGCCACCACUCACAUCACGAAGAAAAUCAGCAGAUAUGACGCAUAUGGUGUCACCAGCUGCGCUGCCAGGCAUGUCUGGAUCUGCCAGACGAAUGGCGUCAGCACCGAAAAUGCAAGUGGCAUCCCAAGAGACAUCUUCAGCCGCAACACGAGUGGCGUCUAUGAGCAGUGUUACAUGCUGCUAUAUGAGUGGGACUGCAAACCCUAAUGUCACUUACAACUUGAAACACAAGUCCAACCCCGUCAUGAGCCACAAUACAAGAUGCACCUCCAAACCCAUCAGCGGCUUCAUUACAAGAGGCAUCUUCCAACCAUUUGCAAGCUACAAUGCAAGAGGCGCCUCCCAACCUUUUUCCCAUUACAAAGCAAGAAGCAUCUCCCAGCCCAUCGCCAGCUGGAAUAGAAAAGGCAUAUUCCAACCAAUGGCCAGCUACGUUGGAAGAGACAUCUCCCAACCUAUUUCCAGUUACAGGGGAAGAGGCAUCUACCAACCCAUCGCCAGCUGUAAUAGAGAAGGCAUCUUCCAACCGAUAGCCAGCUACAUUGCAAGAAACAUCUCCCAACCUGCUUCCACUUACAGUAGAAGAGGCAUGUCCAAUCCCAUCAAGAGCUACAAUAGAAGAGGUAUCUCUCAACCGAUCGCCUGCUAUAAUGCAAGAGGCAUCUCCCAACCUAUUUACAGUUAUAUUAGAAGAGGCAUCCCCCAACCCAACGCCAGCUUCAAUAGAAGAGGCAUCUUCCAACCGAACGCCAGCUUGAAUGGAAGAGGCAUCUCCGAAUCUACUUCCAGCUACAAUAGAAGCUACAGCUAUAAUACAAGAUGCAUAUCCCAUACAACCACCAAUUACAAUACUAGAGGCAUAUCCCAACCCUUCGCCAGCUACAGCAAGAAUCGUAACAUGGGCCACAUCACCAGCCUCACUUCCAAAUACAACAUGAGUCAUGUUGCCUAUCCAAUCGCAGUUUACAACACAACUCGUGUCAACAGUGCCACUGCCAGCUACAACAGCAGUCACGUUUCCAGCGUUUUUUUCUAA
Schistocerca cancellata (South American locust) is the source of this 2691-nucleotide messenger RNA. RefSeq lists its product as uncharacterized. The record is from RefSeq and is a predicted model, not a curated record. The coding region runs from base 1 to 2691 and encodes 896 amino acids. NCBI's taxonomy places the organism in Eukaryota, Metazoa, Arthropoda, Insecta, Orthoptera, Acrididae. The transcript has a single exon.